AUGGUGGCUCUAAGCAGCCUCCAAGUUGUCCUGUUUAGACCUCCACAAGAUCUUUCAUUACAUAAAUGUAGACCAAGAAGUUUUAUCAAGUGUAGGAUUGCAGAGCCAACAGGAGAACCAGCUCCUUUAGGACAAAAAACAAAAUACAUUGAUGGGUUCUUUGAGAAAGCAUUCAUGACUCUAUUUGCUAGAAAGAUGGAGAAGUUUGCAGCUCCUGCAAAAAAUGGUACUGAGAGUAAAGAGAUGGGGUGGUUUGGUUAUGACUAUGAGAGUUUUGUUGAUGCUUCAAGGAGAGUAAUGCAAGGAAGAAAUCGCACGCAGCAACAAGAAGUGGUUCGUGAGGUUCUCUUGUCUAUGCUACCUCCAGGUGCUCCUGAGCAGUUCAAGAAAUUAUUUCCACCUACAAAAUGGGCUGCAGAAUUUAAUGCUGCAUUGACUGUACCUUUCUUCCAAUGGUUGGUUGGGCCUUCUGAGGUUGUGGAAGUGGAGGUAAAUGGGGAGAAGCAAAGAAGUGGAGUUCAUAUAAAGAAGUGCAGGUACCUUGAGAAUAGUGGAUGUGUAGGAAUGUGUGUGAACAUGUGCAAAAUUCCUACUCAAGACUUCUUCACUAAUGAAUUUGGGCUUCCAUUAACUAUGAUACCUAAUUUUGAAGAUAUGAGUUGUGAAAUGGUUUACGGCCAAGUUCCACCCCCAUUUGAAGAGGAUCCAGUAGCAAAACAGCCUUGCCUUGCAGAUAUUUGCACCAUAGCAAAUCCCAACUCAAGUAUCUGUCCCAAGUUAGAAGCUUGA
Messenger RNA from Dovyalis caffra, 789 nucleotides. NCBI's taxonomy places the organism in Eukaryota, Viridiplantae, Streptophyta, Magnoliopsida, Malpighiales, Salicaceae. The record is from the annotation of a GenBank genome assembly.